Molecule: messenger RNA, 1349 nt
Organism: Prorocentrum cordatum
Lineage: Eukaryota; Dinophyceae; Prorocentrales; Prorocentraceae
Source: the annotation of a GenBank genome assembly
GGCGAGCGACCUCCGCAGGAGGCAGCCCUUGGGCGAGGCCCGGCUGCAGAUCAAAUGAUACGCCUGCCGCCGCAGUCGCUCUUCGAGACGGUCGGGCAUCCCACCCCCGGGUCGCGGGGGCUUGUCACGUUCUCGACCGACCCGGGCUGGGCCCACGAGGGGCUCUUCUUGUGGCCCGUCCCGCCCGACGCUGACGGCGCUUGGGCCAGUUUCGUCUACACUCCGGGUGGCGACUUCUACGUGGAACAGGAGACCGAAUACAGCAGCUCGGCCUUGCUCGCAGGGCGGAAGGGCUACCCAGCGGGCGUCCCGCAGGUGGUGGCCUUCAGCCGGGCGCUGGAGCCGGACGAGGUGGCGGAGCUCGUCAAGAGGGCGCGAGCCGAGGCCGUCGUGAUGACGGGAAGCGAGGGCCCUGACCCCAGCGUGCCCGACGCGCGGGCCAUGCCCCUCCCCGUCGGCGACGUCGGGGGUUCGGGGGCCGCGCUCGUGCCAGCGUCGGAGCCGGGCGGUGACACCCCCACGCCCCUGCCAGAGGCGGCCGACGGGCAUGGCUGGCUGUGCAGCGACCUGGCCUGCUGGGACGGAGCCUUCGCCUUCGGCACCGAGUUGCGUCCCGGCCAGCCGCCGUGCGUCGGGCUGCGUGGGCGUGGCGAGUACGGCAUCGCCAUCGACCGCAGCGGAGGCCAUCACCCUGUGGAGCUCGUCGAGCUCGGUCGCAUGGCGGAGUGGCGCGAGGCCAAGCUGCCGGGGGCCUCCCGGCUCCGUGGCGGUGGCGAGCGGCUCGAGAAGAGGCUGCUCGACGACGGGCCACCUCGGCCGCCCGCGCCGGUGCCCUCCACGGCCCGAGCCGAGGCGGCCGAGGUCGACGACCUCCGCGCGCGCUGGAUCGACUACGACGACGCGGGGGUCAGAUACAAGGAUGGGAAGAAGGUGCUGCAGGAGGCCACUCAGGAGAGCGCCCAGACUGCCGGGCUCAGAGGGCCCCCGGCGUGCCCCCCCGUCUGCAGGAAGUUCCACAAGCACGACGGGACGCCCGCGGCCUGGUUCGCCGAGUGGGCUCGUGAGGUCGGCAUCUCGCGCAAGGACCGGGCCUGGCAUGAGGUCGAGUGCCUCGUCGAGUGUCUCUGGCUGGCCGGCAGCUACGACCAGCUGAGCGCGGGGGCCGUCGCGGCCCUGGAGGCGGUCGCCCGUCGGCUGCUGCAGCGCGUGGAGGCCUACGCGAAGGGCGCGGACAAUCCCAACUGGAGCGCGGCCAAGCACUUCAGCGCCAUUUCCUCGGCCCUGGACCUCGCCCCCGAGGAGAUGCGCAUGUGCGCCGCGCGCCAGGCGAAGGGCGAGCUGGAGCUGGA